Myzus persicae (green peach aphid) is the source of this 2577-nucleotide messenger RNA. RefSeq lists its product as uncharacterized. The record is from RefSeq and is a predicted model, not a curated record. The transcript has 3 exons. Bases 253 to 2493 code for a protein of 746 amino acids. NCBI's taxonomy places the organism in Eukaryota, Metazoa, Arthropoda, Insecta, Hemiptera, Aphididae.
UUGCGCACAUGUUUCAUUGACCAUUUUUCCCGUAAACAAACUGAUAACCUCAAAAAAUAGAUUUUAGUGACAACACGUAUCUGAAUUUGAUAUGUGAUAACACGUAUGUACAAGAUUUACAGUAGUGUUUUGUGUUACGGACGUUUGACAGUUGCCGUCUACUUAAACACCAGAUUUAGACAUUUUCAAAUAGUGUCAGUUACGUGAUAUUUCCGUUGGAAUUUGAUCAAUGCUGAUUUCUUAAAAAUUGAAAUGGCAAAACAACGGCUCAAUCAUAUUUUGAACUUGGCUCUUCUAAACUCUAAUGAGGAACAAGAACGUCCUGACUCACCUCAAUUUAACAAAGAAAAUGAUAUAACUAACAUAAUUUUAAAUGCAGAUGUUGUGUUUUCAAACUCUUAUGAGGAAUUAGAUAGACCUUCAACAAGUCACAAUACACCUGUUAAUGAAACUAUUAACCUUGAUAAUACUUUAAAUAACGAAUAUAAUUUGUUGGAGUAUAAUAUAGAAUCAUUUGAAAAAAUAUCAGAUUUAGAAGAUACUAAUAAUAUGAAUUUAAAAAUUAAUGAGUUAGUUAAUCCUUAUUCAUUUGAUUUAAAAAACCACAAUUCAGAUAAUAUUAUGAUGGUGGCGAGUAAUGAAAGUAAAGUUAUUGUUAAUGCUAUAAGCCCAGAAGAAGUUGAUUUAUCUGAUUGUGAAAGUGUUGUUGGUAAUAAAAGAAAACGAAGUACAAAAAAAGAAAUAUUUAAAUGGAAACGUGAAGUCAGUAAAAAAAAAAGAAUGCAUGGAGAGUGUUACAUGGGUUACAGUCGAAAUGGUAAAAUUGUUGAACAUAACAAAAUAAGAAGUGAAAGAACUAUGAAACCAAGAUGUAGUUCUAAAAAAUGCAUCAACUCAAGAUAUUGUCAACAAUUUAAUGAAGAAAUGAGAAGUGAUAUAUUUAAAACUUAUUGGUCUGCUACCUGGGAGGAGAAAAAUACGUAUGUAACAAGUAUGGUAACAUAUACAUUACGUAAAAGAGAUACAACUGGGCUUGGCAAUGAAAGCAGGAGGUCUUAUACAUUCAGUUACUUUUUAAAACACAAUUCAUCUGAACGUCUUCAAGUUUGUAAAAUAAUGUUCUUAAAUACUCUCGGAUUAAACGAAUGGAUGGUUCAAAAUUGGACAAAACAAGCAACUCAUGGAUUACCAGGAAAAAUUAAAAAAGGAAAGAUACAAGAAUCAUGCAGCAUUGUUGAAAUUUCACCACGCCAAAAAAAAUCUUUAGCAGUAAGAAUUAAUCACUUAAAGAACUGGUUCUCUACAUUGCCAAAAAUGCCAUCGCAUUAUUGUAGAAAUAAGACUGACAGAUUGUACCUUGAAGGACCGUUCUACUGCAAGCAAGAAAUUAUGGAUGCUUACAAAUUAAAAUGUGUUGAAGAUAGUUUGGUUCCAUUAAGCAACUGUUAUUUAUCAAACUUCAUGGUUGAAAAUAAACUCUCAAUUUAUCUCCCACGAAAAGAUAAAUGUGAUUUUUGUACCUCUUUUAAUAUUGGCGAAGUCAACGAAAAUGAUUAUGCUGAACACAUUGCCCAUAAAGAUAGGGCAAGAGAAGAAAAAGAAAAGGAUACAAAACUGGCCAAAGAAAAAAAAUCUUGUACUGUACUUACAAUUGAUUGUCAGGCAGUAAAACUUUGUCCUGUACUGCAAACAAGUGCAUUGUACUAUUCGAUGAAACUAAAAGUUCAUAAUAUGACAAUUUAUAAUAAUGCAACUGCAGAUUGUCAAAAUUACUGGUGGCAUGAAGGUAAUGGUGAACUAGAGGCUUCAGUUUUUGUAUCUAUAGUUAUAAAACACUUGGAAAAAUAUUGUUUGAGUGAAAAAAAACCCAUUAUCAUAUACUCUGAUGGGUGUGGGUAUCAAAAUCGAAAUGUGAUUAUGGCAAAUGCAUUAUUACAUUUUGCAGUUAAACAUGAAGUAACUAUUGAGCAAAAGUAUCUUGUUAAAGGGCAUACCCAAAUGCAGUGUGACAGUGUUCACAGCCUUAUCGAGAGAAAACUUAAAGGACAAGAUAUACACUUGCCUUCAGAUUAUAUUAGAAUAACCAAAGCAGCAAGAAAAACUCCUUCACAACUAGGAGCUACAUUGUUAAAUUAUGACUUUUUUUUAAAUUUUAAAACACAUCAAACCUAUGCAUCUAUUAGGCCUGGUCGCACAAAAGGGGAUCCUGAAGUGAAGGAUAUUAGAUGCUUACUUUAUAAUCCAACUACAAAGAGAAUUAUGUACAAAUUAAUAUUUGAUGAACCUUAUGACGAUAUACCUGUUGGAAGAAAACCAGUAUUAAUGCAAAAUGAAAUAAAAUAUGAAAACCUCUAUAAAAAACCAUUAAGUAUUACUUUAUCAAAAUAUCAAGAUCUUCAAAAACUCAAACAAUUUCUUCCAGCAGACACACAUUCAUUUUAUGACAGUUUAGAGCAUGCUUCAUCUUUCAAAACUAAGAAGGGUAAAAUUUAAUAUUUAUUGUUAUUUUGUAUGAUUUUUAUUUUAUAUAGAACCAAAAGCCUGGUUAUUAAAUUGUUUAGUGCAGUUUGUAUUGUU